This is a messenger RNA of Alternaria rosae, 944 nucleotides long. RefSeq names its product Rof/RNase P-like protein. The transcript has 2 exons. NCBI's taxonomy places the organism in Eukaryota, Fungi, Ascomycota, Dothideomycetes, Pleosporales, Pleosporaceae. Bases 45 to 740 code for a protein of 231 amino acids. Gene Ontology annotation, molecular function: ribonuclease P RNA binding. The record is from RefSeq and is a predicted model, not a curated record. Gene Ontology annotation, biological process: tRNA 5'-leader removal; rRNA processing. Gene Ontology annotation, cellular component: ribonuclease P complex; ribonuclease MRP complex.
UCUCGCCGAGUUGCGACUUUUGCUACUGCGAUACCCAAAUCGAAAUGGCAGACGCAAAUCCACACAUUGCGCAAACUUUGCUGCAUCGCGCAUUUUCUCCCUCCACUGCAGAAUCACACUACCACGAGCGCGUCAUAAAGCGCCCCCUCCACAUUCGCGCAACCUCGCCUACACCGUCUGCACGCGCAGUCCGCCGCCGUGCUCUCAAUGAGCGCAAACAAGCCGCCAGGAAGCGCAGCAAGAACCAGCCCCGUCCACUAUCCGCUGCGAAGAAACGUGCACUGUGCUUGAACGAGAUACCCAAGGAACAACAGAAGUAUGCCAUCUACGACGGAUUGCACAACCUGUGGAUUGGAUACAUGAGCGAGGUGCUAGGUCUGAACGAUGCUGCGAGAAAUGUGCUUGUCACGCCAAACGCAAGUGGGCAACUGCUUGCGACCGCCGACAUGCACGGUGCGCUCGUGAGUGUGGUGAGAAGCCGGUGCGUGAGUCGCGUAGGUUUGGAGGGCAUCAUUGUCCGUGAUACGAGGUUCACAUUCGAGAUCAUCACAAAGAACAACGCCGUAAAAUCUAUACCCAAGGAACACACAAUCAUCCGGUUUGAGUUGCCGCUUCCUGUCGAAGAAGGAAAGGAGCCCGUGAAACCACUGGUCUUUGAGCUCAAUGCCGAGCAAUUCCAGACAAGAGCAGCUGAUCGCGCGAACAAGAAGUUCAGGAUGCACUACCAGGCCGACAUAUGAAGAGAGCACACGAAACCAUUUGGUGAACAUUCCGAUACAAAUCGGGAGAGGAGACUACCAACCCACGACUCCUCGGAGCCCUUCACUCGACCAACAGCAAUACCGGCCAUGGGGACACUGCAAUAUGAGCCUCGCAGGACAGCUAAGACGUAUCCUGCACCAGGAACGCAUCGUGCUGUGCGAGGUGUCCAUCGGAACGAAGAG